AUCGGUUUUAGCUUUUUCGCGCUCGGACAUUUAAUCUUGGGAAAAAUGGUUGUUACGUGUGAGAUCAGCUUCGAUAAUAAUAAACAUGGUACUUUCUACGCCGGUCAGCUGGUAAAAGGAUGCGCGACCCUUAAAUGUGACAGGUCCAAGGAGGUUCAAGCUGUGCUGCUCAAGGUAGUCGGAUAUUCUAUAACCAAGUGGAGCGAAAAGAGUCUGGGCUCGACAAAACUCUACGUGGGCCGGGAGGAUUAUCUAUCAUCAAAUACUUAUCUCGUGGGUUCCGAGCAAAACAACACUCACAACAACACUCACAGACUCACUAUUGAGGCUGGGGUUCACAGCUACAACUUCACCUGCCAGCUGCCCUAUCAAUGCCCCUCGUCCUUUGAGGGUCGCCAUGGAUGCAUCCGCUAUAUAGUGAAAGUCCUGCUGAUCAGACCGUGGAAGUUCGAUCAGGCCUACACAAAGGGCUUCACGGUUCUCAAGAUGCUGGAUCUCAACUUUGACACUCCCCAGCUAAAGUCCGCUGCCCACAGCGAGGGUUACCGCACCUUUUGCUGUGGUCCAUGCAAGACGGAUCCUUUAAAACUGGAGCUGCACCUUCCACAAGCAGGCUACGUUCCUGGCCAGAAGAUUCCCGUGACCAUUGUGGUAGUCAACAACACUGCCGUAGCCGUCUCCGAAAUCCGACUCUCUCUGGUAAUGCUGGUGAGAUACUACAGCGUCAGUCCUGAACACUCUCGAGUGGAGCGAUUAAUAAUAUCGCGAGCUAAGGGGGAAUCGGUGCUGAAGCAGUGCACCCGAUCCCAGACCAUCGAUUUGCCCGUACCCUCAACGCCGCCCACCUGCGUGGAGUUGAGCAACCUCAUCCAGAUCGCCUACCAACUGGAGGUUGAGGCGUUGGUUAAGAGUCUACGCGAACAACAGCUGAUGGUCAUGCCGGUUACCGUUGGCACCAUUCCUCUGGCGGUUUCGGGCAUUGUGGUUCAACAACCUCCCCGGCGGAGCGCCCACUACGAAGGACCGGAUUCCAGAAGGAAUCCUCCCGACGAGCUACCCAUGGUUACCGCACUUGAGAGCUUGCCCAGCGACCUGGCAUCCAGUGCUGCUGAUUCAGCGCUCCCCAAUUAUGAGGAGUCCCGUCACACUCAGCGGGGCAAUAUCAACGAAGAGGAACUACAUGCCUUCGGGAGCAAUGAGUUUGCUCCACUUUAUCCCGUGUAUAGUAUACCUAGUCCUACGCCCGUGCUCACGGCAAACGCCCGGAAUGCGGGAUUCGUCAACCAAAGUUUUGUCAAAUAGAGCAUUUUAAUUUUGAAAAACUUAUCACUAAGAUGUUUCAAUUGGCAAUACUUGAUUGGAUUCAUUGUAGACCAAAAACCAAAAAAAAUAAACUUAUUUAAAUGUC
Molecule: messenger RNA, 1408 nt
Organism: Drosophila melanogaster (fruit fly)
Lineage: Eukaryota; Metazoa; Arthropoda; Insecta; Diptera; Drosophilidae
Exons: 5
Coding region: 46-1302 (418 amino acids)
Source: RefSeq, marked reviewed